AUGGCGUUUCUGCUUUCAAGGAUGGGUUUUCCGCUGUGGAGUGGGAUAUGUCUCAUAGUCAGUACCACCCCCGCAAAUACCAUUGUUGGGAAUGAGACUGAUCGCCUUGCAUUGCUCGCCAUCAAGACAAAGAUAACACAAGACCCUCCUGGGGUUGUGAACUCAUGGAACAAUUCUUACCAUUUCUUUGAGUGGAAAGGUGUUAGAUGCGGUCACUGGCACAAGAGAGUCACCAUUAUAGACUUACAAUCCGGAGAUCUAGUUGGUUCCUUGUCUCCUCACAUUGGGAAUCUCAGCUUCCUUCACGAGUUGAGGCUCAAUAACAACACUUUUCGUGGUGAAAUCCUAGCUGAAAUUGGAAAUCUGUUCAGGCUUCAAAAACUGAACCUGAGCAUAAACAAUUUUGAAGGAGAAAUUCCGGCCAACCUUUCUCGCUGCUCAAACCUCACAUACCUUGGUGUAGGUUCCAACAAUCUAGUCGGAAAAUUCCCCGAAGCGCUCACUCCAUUGUCAAAGCUCAUAUACCUUGGAAUUCACUUGAACAAUUUGACAGGAGGUAUUCCUCCAUUCAUUGGGAAUCUUACUUCUCUCGUAAGAAUUUCUGCUUCUUAUAAUCCUUUUGGUGAAAAAUCUAAAUUUCCUUGGAUUGGGCGUUACUCAACUCUCUAG
Camellia sinensis is the source of this 669-nucleotide messenger RNA. Lineage: Eukaryota; Viridiplantae; Streptophyta; Magnoliopsida; Ericales; Theaceae. The record is from RefSeq and is a predicted model, not a curated record.